UUUUUAAUCUUCCAAUUCAUUUCACUGUUGCUCUGUCUGUCUGUCUCUCUCUCUCUUGCUCUCUCUGUAAUUUCAUAAGCCUUCUGAUCGCAAAUUCACUACCGAAGAGCAGCGGAAGGACCGUGAGUGAAAGGAGUGCGGGAGGUCUGGCCGGGCUCAGCACCAUAGCCGUUCGACUUGGCGGCGGCGGCGGCGGAUUUUGGUACCGGAGGAAAAAGAAGACACGGAGCAGGAGUAAGACGAAAGUUAAGCAUCGGUUUAUGGAGCUUUGGCACAAAAUGAUUUUCCCUGUCCGACGAGUUUGGCUCACUGUUUCCGCUCGUGUUAGGGCUCGGAAGAGUGGAGCUGGGCUUCUGAAGCUUCAUGAUGACGUAGAAACCUGUGGAUAUGAAGAUGUGAAGGUGAUGUGGGAAAUUCUGCGUCGAUCGGAGUCGGAACUAGUCGGUCACCGACCGAAGCGCAAGCUGCGGCCAUUUUGGAGAGUCUCUGUGUGGUCCAACCAUGCUGCUGCAGCCUCCUCUUACACUGCAACUCAUGCGUGAGGCCAUCAAACCAACACUCAGCUUCGUCAAUUCUGCGCCAUCUCUUUGGUAUCUUCACCGUUUUUUCAGAACUAACAGCCAAUGCUUGCAAUGGUACAGAACUUUUUACCAAACUUGUUCAAAGAAAUGUGAAGUCUUUGCACACGCAGUCCAUCUCUUCCACUUUGAGCAGACAAACACCCUUUUGUAAGUAAUAAUAAAAUUUUGGGUUCGUAGCUAAGAAUCGUUGGUGACUUGAUGAUACUUGUUUCAAUUCAGUUCAAAAAGUUGAUGAGAUCACUUGUAGUUUUACAUCAAAAUGAAAAAUGCUUUUCAAGAGCAGGACUGAGAAUGAAAACCAAUUGAAAUCCAAUCAUAAUUUAAACCUCUU
Cucurbita maxima (winter squash) is the source of this 912-nucleotide messenger RNA. RefSeq lists its product as uncharacterized. The transcript is spliced from 2 exons. NCBI's taxonomy places the organism in Eukaryota, Viridiplantae, Streptophyta, Magnoliopsida, Cucurbitales, Cucurbitaceae. Bases 261 to 542 code for a protein of 93 amino acids. The record is from RefSeq and is a predicted model, not a curated record.